Messenger RNA from Spirodela intermedia, 1112 nucleotides. The record is from the annotation of a GenBank genome assembly. NCBI's taxonomy places the organism in Eukaryota, Viridiplantae, Streptophyta, Magnoliopsida, Alismatales, Araceae.
AUGGGGGCGGAUGACAGCAACUGGGAUAGGGGCCUGGUUCUCGGUCUGGGGUAUGAAGCAUGGGCUACCUCCCCGCCGGCCGCCGACAGCUACCGGAAGCGAGACAGCGGCGUCAAGCUGGAGGUUAGAGAGUCUGUAGCAUGGCAGAUGGCGGCUGAGCCGUCGCUUACGUUGAGCCUCUCGGAUGGUUCAUACCAGCGGAUGACGGCCACCCUAGAGCCGAGGUCGGCCCGGCAGUCUCCUCCCCUCAGCGUCGUCUCGUCCUUCUCCAACGCGUUCCCUUCGUCAAGCAUCAAGAAGGAGAAGGAUGCAGUGAGCGAGGAGGAAGAGGCCGAGCGGGUCUCCUCGCGGGUCAGCGAUGAGGAGGAGGGCAGCGCCAGGAAGAAGCUUAGACUCACUAAGGAACAGUCCACCCUCUUGGAGGAAAGGUUCAAGGAGCACAGCACCCUCAAUCCGGUAGGAUUCAAACCUUCCUCUCUCCCUGUAUCUUUGCGGAUUCAGUGGACCUUUUCUUUCCUCUCUGUGGAAAAAAUCUCUUAUUGAUACAACCCUAUCUCCUCUUCAUCAGAAGCAAAAGCAGGCCUUGGCGAAGCAAUUGAAUCUGCGGCCGCGCCAAGUCGAAGUCUGGUUUCAGAACCGGAGAGCAAGGUACCCUCAUCUAAGUCGAAUACCUAAUUCACCAGUUCUGGCCUUUAUUUACUUUUCAAGCGAUUUAGACCCUCUUCUCUUCCCAUGUCGAUCAUCCCUCUUCUCUUUCCAUGAAUGGAAUUGUAAAAAUGUUCUAAUCUGCUCUCGCCCAUGGCAGAACCAAGCUGAAGCAGACGGAGGUGGACUGUGAGUUCCUCAAGAGGUGCUGCGAGAGCCUGACAGACGAGAACCGAAGGCUGCAGAAGGAGCUGCAAGAACUCAAGGCCCUCAAGCUCGCCCCGCCACUCUACAUGCACCUUCCCACCACCACGCUCACUAUGUGCCCCUCGUGCGAGAGGAUCACCGCCACAUCAGCCGACGCCGCAAAGGGACCCGUCUCCGCCGCCGGUCAUUUCGUGAUGGCGCCAAAGGGCCACUUCUACAACACCUUCACAGCAGCCCACCCGCCAUCGGCAGCCUGCUGA